Glycine soja is the source of this 1065-nucleotide messenger RNA. RefSeq lists its product as uncharacterized. NCBI's taxonomy places the organism in Eukaryota, Viridiplantae, Streptophyta, Magnoliopsida, Fabales, Fabaceae. The record is from RefSeq and is a predicted model, not a curated record. The transcript has a single exon. The coding region runs from base 111 to 626 and encodes 171 amino acids.
CCUACCUUCUUCUCUCAUAGUUGAAUUUUUAACUUGUCUGUUCUUAUCUUCAUCCUACGCCAAUAGCCCAAAACCUUGUUCUCUUUUUGUGGUUCAUUUCUCUCUUCCAGAUGCCACUUGCCGUUCUUCACCCUCACGAUUUUCUCAGGAAAAACCCAUCUAACCAGUACCAGACCAUAAUCCCUCACUCUCCCAACAUGAAUCCUAAUAAGUCUCAUCGGACUUCCCGAAACCGUAAGAAGCGGCCCGAUCCAAGCCCACAAGGCGUUGUCAGCCCAGCCCGGCUCACAUUAUCCCCGAAACCCCAAGUCAAAAACAAGCCGCAGCAGCAACUCGUCAUGGGUCAGGUCAAAAUACUCAAACGCGGCCAACUUUUGACCCAAACGACGCCGGAUCCACCGCCGCAGACGGAAAUCGUCGAUCAGAAGUUAACUCCGCAGACGGAAACCGUCGAAAAAAAGGACUUAACUUCAAUCGUAGAUGGUUUAUAUGCAGGCUAUUCGAUGUUGGUGAUGUCUCCACCUCCUAGCUCCGUUCCGUUACCGGCUUUCAUCACUAAGAAGAUUGCGGUUGUUAGUGACGCCACGAGCGACUUGCGGAAAAUGUUACGGCUUGAUUUUCCCUAAUCCUGUGGCGGUUUGUGAAUGAACGAGGAUUUGAACGGAGGUUGUUGGUGAUUAGGGCAUUGUAGUGCUCGAUCUUCUCUUAUUUUUUCAGCGGGAAGGUCGUGUCACGAAUGCAAGUCUCUUAUUGUUUAGAACUUUCUUCAGAUUGCCGUACAUACAUGUUACUACUGGGAUUAGUCUUCAUACUUUUUAGAUUAAUUACUUUGUGAUACUAAUUAUUAGUUUUAAGGAAUAGGCUUCUGUAUAUCUGUGUAAUGCUUUGUAAGUAUUUAGGAUAUAGAAGCAUUUUCUUCCUCUCUCAAUUAUGUGUCCUAGUCUUUUAAGUUUAAUGUUUCUAUCUCUUUUGUUAGCAUUUAUAUUUACGAAUUCGUCAUUUAAUUAGGGAAUUCCUGUAAUUGUUGAUUUAUGGAAUACAAGGAAGAAAAUAGUUUGUUGGAUC